AACCGGAUACGGAUGUGAGGUUUAAAUACAACAGUUCCAGGACCGCGUUGGAUGCCUGGUUUUUACAGAGAUGAGCGGUGAGAACGUGAAGUUGUUUGUAGGGAACCUUCCUAUAGAUGCUACGCACGAAGAACUGAACAAGCUCUUUGCUCCAUAUGGAGAGAUCAACACCUGCUCGUUGCUGAGACAGUAUGCUUUCGUUACCCUGAAGGGAGAGGGGGCAGCAGACAGGGCGAUACGACAUCUUGAUGGCAAAGAGUACCGAGGCAGACCCCUGGUAGUCGAAGAGUCACGAGCACGCCCACCCAACUCCACUAAAGUGUUUGUGGGGAACCUUAGCGCUACAUGUUCAGCAGAUGACUUGCAUGGGCUGUUCUCAACCUUCGGAAGAGUUUUAGACUGUGAUAAAGUCAAAGCAAGGUUAUGCUCAAAUGUCGGCUAUGCAUUCGUGCAUAUGGAGAGGAAGGAGGAAGCCUUGGCGGCUAUUGAGGCGCUCAAUGGGACCAUGUUCAAGGGACGUCAGUUGGCUGUAGAGCUGUCCAAAGCCCAACCUCUGAUAAACCAGAUUAUGACAGCCGGAAAUUCAGCUAACCCCACAGCAGGUGGCAGAGAGGGUCUUCUUCCACGACCGCCUCCGUCACUAGAGCAUCAUCAGAGUCAAGCAGCUGUGCUUGCUGCAGCUGCAGCUGCUGCAGCUGGAUUACCCAUACAAGUUCAACAAAGUGUCCAUAACUCUUUCUACAACACCACAUCCUUUGACCCCACCUAUGCUGCUCUGAAAGGGAUCACCAGUUCUAAAGGUGCAGAUGGAGUCAUAUAUGGAGCUCUUGCCAGCCAAGUGUAUGGAUCCGUAGCUGACCAGGUGUUUCAUGAGCUGGCAAAUCACAAUUCUGCAGCGACCGCAGUUGAGGAAGAGGUGGAGCCCCAGACUGUACCAGAUCCAACAACACUUUUCGAAGCAGCGAGAGCCAAGUUCUUUCAGGAGGGACAGAAGGUUCUGGCAGAGCAGCAGGCAGGGAGAAAGGCAGCACCUUCAGAUAAUGAGCGGGACCGCAGCCCAAUACGAGGAAAUCGAGCUCCUCUCCUCCCUGACCCUGUUCCGGGUUCAUUUGCUCAGAUACGCCCCAAACGACGCGCCCUGCUUCCAACACCACCUGGAGCACCUGAAGACCCCGUCGUUGCCACCACCACAACUCCUGAAGGAGCGGAUCCUGUUGCGAGGUCAUAUACAGAAUACUACCAACAAAUGCAUCAGUACCAACAGUAUCAACAGUACCAGCAACAGUACCAGUACCUCCAGUAUGCCUACACCAAUCCUCCACCACCACCUCCGCCUCCACCGGCAACCACACAGGCACCUGCUUCCACCACAACCCCUGCACCACCAGGGACAUAUACAGCACUCCCGACAUAUGCCGCAUCGGAUUCCUAUGCAGCACCAGGAACGUACGACACUUCGGGAAGUUAUGACGCCUCAUCGGGGAGCUACGACGCUUCAUCCGGGAGCUACGAUGCCUCAUCUGGAAGCUACGACGCCUCAGCGGGCUAUGACACAUCUGGAGGCUACGGGGCACCGGGAGCAUAUGAUUCAUCGGGAGCUUACGGAGCAGGAAGCUACUCCACCUCCACACCGUAUGAGCAGACACCCGCACACGGGCAACCCAUGCCCCCGCGCCACGAUUACCCUUACCACACGCCAGAACCCCCUUAUCGAUAGUCCCACCCCCCUCCCACACGCUCCUUACACAUGGCAGAUGUGUGAUUGUGUGUGUGCGUGUGUAUGUGUUUGUGUGUGUAUGUGGGCGAGCAUACAUAAGGGACAGUUUAAAGGGGAAAAACGAGAGAGUGGGCAAGGUUGUGAUUCUCCCCUGUUUCUCCAUCUUGACCAACUAGUCUCUCAAUGGAUGAUUACUCAGUUAAGUGGAUGAUUAUGAGCUAGCAAGGUCUCUGGAGUAGUGGAGAUGAGGGAGGCAGCUGAUACUGGAGUGCUGUUAAACAUUUAUAGUUCCUGUUAGAUGUGAUAUAGAGGCACAGCUGGUUCCUUGUUGAAUGUUAAAGCUUAAAUUUUGCCUCAAACAAGGUCGGACUCAGAAGGUGGGUUUUUGUCACUUCAGAAGAGCUUUCUGUUCGGUGUCAGGCGAAGCCCUUUUAUGUACUCUACAUAAAAGAUUGUUGCUGCAUGAAAUGUUGCAGUCUGGCAACUCUUUACAUCAUCGUAUAUUGCAGACAAAAAAUACAAAGUACAGAUAAGUAAAUUAUAAACCGGUUUUAUCCAUGGAAACAUAUCCUGUCCAACUGGGACUGUAUGGCUUUUUUAUUGUUUUUAUAAAACACUAAUUUCUCUACAGGCCCAUGAUGUUCAUUCAUGACGGCCAACUUUGGGUUGGCUGCAAUUUAAUGUGCUGUUGAGCUGUAUUGCUUUAUACUAAUUGUUUCUAUAAUUUUGUCCCCUUUAUAUAUCUGUCAGGGUGUUGAAGAAACAUCUCUUUGUAUAAUGUUGUUCAGUUAGACAGCACCUCAAACUGCAGUCUGCUAUGAAGAACACAAAGUUGACUCAGCACAUCUCCAACAAUAACAAAGUACAAACAGUGGUGCUUGCAUAUUUGUUGUGGCUUUUGUAGAGUAUGUAACGAGGCUUAGUCUGAAGUCAUUUGUAGAGAUGCUUUCGUAACAAUAAACCUGUUUUGAUCAGACGCGCAACCUCUACAUGUAAUAUGGUGUUUGAAGAUGGAAAGCAGAGCUGAGGUAAAAGGAAGUUUGAGUGGUUAAUCAAAUUGAUUGUUGCAUUUACUGAGGAAAUUUGAUCCCGUACAGAUUGAAAAUGUGUUGUUGAAUUGACCAGAUGGCAUCUCAAAUAAUGUAUCAGGCCGGUUUCACUUAAGCCCCUUUCAGACAUGGGAUAGAAAACAUCAGUCUUGUAGAUUGACAGCACUUGGAUUUUACAUGAAUUCUUCUCACGGCUUCGUUCAGGCACACAAACAGCUUUCAAUAUAUCCAAAAGACCUAUCUCACUGGUGUCAUUGGGCAUUGUAAGCAUCACUCUGUAGAUGUAGUUUCGCUUGAGAACAUUUGUUCUCUCCUUCAUCGUCAGUACCAGCAGGGUUUCUCUGAUUUUGAGUGUGUGGGCUGCCGACUGAGCUGCUUCUCCCACACAAGCUUGGAGACAUCAUCCUGUCUUCUGGACUGAAUAAAGCAAACACAUACACUUCAUUAUUGUUUUUGACGCACAUGUGACAGCAUGCAUCCAGACGUGCACCAUAUUGAAAGAAAUAUGUAAGUCUUACUAGGUAGACCUAGUGAGAUUGCUGUGUCUGAAAGGGGUUUUAGCUGAUGGUGUAGUCUUAAAAAAAUAAAAGAAUGGGGGCUGUUCACAUGAAAACAUUUCCUGAGCUCACUCGUUUGCAGGGUGAGAGGAGUGACUUUGAGGUAAAUUUCUAGACCAUCCUCCUAACAUACAAGAGUUGGACUGGUUUUUGAUGGAUAUAAGCAGUGUGUGAAUAACCUGCUUGAUGUUUCAUAGUUUUGCUAUUUUGGGCAGUAUCGAUUAAAGCAGAGUAGACCCACAAGAGUGCAUGAUUUCAGUUGAGGUAGACAAUUAUAAUUUACUUUUCUUCCCCUCUUGGCUUUCUGUAAAUCUUGAGGUCUGUGCAAACAAAAAUAUGUUCCAACCUCAGGAACUGAACAUGUCCUGUCAGUUUUUUUGCUUUAAAGGUCGGUUUUGCCUUUAAACGUCAGAACAGAGUCUUCACGUAAUUUAGUAGUUAUUCACACUUAGUUCUUUCUCUCUCAGUUUUGUGUUCAAUGCAUCCACAUCUUUCUCUGAUUAUAAGCAACAUUCAGUUGUUCAAUAGUUUUGGGGGGUUUUUGUUGGUUUUGUAUAUAUGUGAAUUUAUAAGAGCCAGGAGGAAUGUCAGCAAGCGAUGCAUGGCCAAUGGAGCUAAUAGAAUUUGAGCAAUUAAAAUUCAACUUUUAAUUUUUCUUUCUUUUUAUUUUUUUUUGUUUUUGUUUUUUUUGACAUCUUCCAUUAGUUUCCAUUUUGUUGGGAGUCUCAUCAGCUGCUGUCAUACCUUUGGUCUCACGGAUAGCUGUGGUGAUUUAGACAGAGAGAAAAUCUACAAUUUGGUACAAAUGUAAAUAUUUAAAAAGAUGCCAACCAACAUUUGGUAGGAAUAUUGACUGUUAAUAAAAACAUAGUGAUUGUAUUUCUUUCUAAACAGUUGGAGACCUGGUGUAGUUGGACAGUUCAGUUGUACCAGACUCGUAAAAAGAGGCAGCCGGUUUGUAUGGCAGGAAGGGAUUACAGUUGUGCUUAUAGCAUGUAGUGAGUGAUGGUGAGUUGUAGUGGCAUUGGCGAGUGAAGUAAAAAGAGAAAGCAAGUGUGCGUGUAUUGAAGGGUUUUAAGCCGAGCAGACUUCAGGUGAUGUUCUCAGUGCUGCUGGUGAUGCGAAAGUCGUUUUGGAUUUUGUAGAGGCCACUGAUUUUUCCCGGGCAGAAGUGAGAAGGCACGAAGACCUUUCCUUUUCUCUUCUGAUCUCACCAGAAGCACACAUGGGCUUUCUCAGCAUCCAAAUCACACCUAGACAACUUUCACCUUAUAACUGGGUUAGUUCAUAUAAUUUAUAACAGACUACACGUGCGAUGCAGUGCAAAUAAUACUAAUGCACACCUGAUUCUUCUUGCAUUUCAUGACUCUCAAUAGUUGCUCCGAUGUGAUUGCACCACACAUUAGCUACUCACAUUACUUCUCAUUCAGCACGUGAACUGAUAGUGCUGCGAUUAAUUUUCAGUGACACAUAGCCUCUCUACAUUUCCACAUUAUUCCACCUUCUCCAUGUGAACUGUUAGUUGCUUGCCUUGUUGUUGCUGCUGCUCCAGCCACCUUCUUCCUCUUGCUGAUUAUUGCAGCUAGAGUGGGAGGGAGCCAAACUGAGCCCUUGCCCUGGACGUACGGCACACGCAGCUGUAGCGUGGAAUGGGGAAAAAAGCAGCGUUAGGCCUGAAACUGCUGUGGACGAUGGGGGGUCUCCCCACUAAGGUAAACACUCAGACCACACACUCCUGCCCCUCCCCGAAACACGCCUACACACUCACCAGCACACACACGCCGUACAGAUGCUCCUGUGUCCAUACUUCUUACUCCUCACUUGCCUUCAGGGAUUCAGAUUUGUCCGGAUUUUGGAAUUUUUUAUUUUUCAUUUUUUGAAACGUAUCUCCCAUCUUUUUUCUCUUCUUAUUAUUGUUUGUUUGGUGUUUUGUUUUGUUUUUUCUUUUUUCUUUUUCUUUUUUUUUAAAUGGGAGAUUUUUUUUCUUUCCUUUUUUUUUUUUUUUUUUUUUUUAAAUUUUCCUUUUCAAAUCCUUACAUUUCCCCUCCCUCCUCCCCUCAACAAGUUUUCUCUGCUCAUACAUUCCUGCUCCUAAUGUGACCACUCUCACACAAGUUUUUAAGGACAUCUGUGCCACCUUUAGUCUAAAUCUGAACACACUCUGCAGCAGGCAUGUUGUUGUAAGUACGUCCUGUUUCAGCCUAUCACCGAAGAGCGCCACAGCCAGAGUCGGGGACAUUUAGAUCAGUGGGUUGUCUUAGUUUUUCUAAAAGCGCCCCUGCGGCCUCUUCGGGGGUUAAGUGCCUUGCGUAAGAGCACAGUGGUAGGGCCUCCACUUCAGAGAUGAAUAACCUGGCUCAGGAUCGGUUGCUGGUUCAACGCUCGACUCCCCCCCGUCUGAAAACGAUUUUUGAUGCCGCAUUCAACUUGUAUGAAUGACGAUGAACACGGAUGCGACCAUGUUGUUUUAAAUUACAUUUUGUCCUUUGUUCUUUCAAAUGUUUAAUUAUCAAUAAAAUUAAUUUCAACUGAAUGAAACAAUCUCUGUGUGAAUAUUUGAAGAUGCAGAAAGCUUGGCGGGUUUUGCCAUUUAAACUCUCAGGGCUCAGCAUCAGAUGACAUUUUAUUCAGUUUUUUUCCAAAAACAUCAAUCUAUGCUUUUUCAAAUAAAAACCAAUACUCUGAUAACAAUCCAAACCUGAUAAUUGAGUCAUUUUAAUAUACAAAAGAAGUAGUUGAAGGUAUCGGACUUCCACCUGCAAACAAGACCUUUUCAUGGAUACUCGCUGAGUUUCAUGCCCUCAACAGCAAUUAAGUUUACAAAUGGACACUAUAGUACUGCAUGGGUGUAGUGAAAGCAGUAUACACAAAUAUACUGAGGUAACAUGAGGAGUAGGCCUGUGUACGUAAAUGGGCAAAGGUGGAACAGUGAAGGUGAAACUGCAGAGACAUCAUGCACCAUUCAUUGGAAUAAUGGUAUGGAUAUGCAGCAGUUUCUACUCUGGUAACAAAUGCCUCCAUCAGCCAGAUUAGUUUAUGAAGUAGCUUCACUAAUGAAUACAAACACUUGUUUCCUGUUGAGUGUGCAGUCAGUAAAUAAUUUAAUUGGGGAAUUUUCCAUUCUGGGCAAUGCCCAUUGUUAAACAUACUAUUUAAAGGUGACCUAUAGUGUUUAUUUUUCAUUUCUGUAUAUUCAUUCUUUUCUAGGGUAGCUUAGCACAAUUCGCAGUUCAGUUCAAGCCUCUCAGUCCAUCCUGUGUCUAAAACAAACCUUUUUAGCUCAUUUCCUUUUAAAGCUGUCUUAUUCUGAUUGGCUGUCCUUUCCAAACAGAUGGUUUGAACAGCAAUUUCAUAUGCUGUUCCUGCAAUGACCAGAUUAACCCUAUUUGAUACAUGGGUUUUUGUGACUUCUGAAUGUGUUUUGUUUUGUUUUUUUUCCUGAAAAAUCUGAAUGAAAUGGUGCAAUAAAUUGGACAGAAAUUAUGGACAUAGUAGAAAUUAUACAAACUCAAAUGCAAAUUGAUUUUUAAAAAAUUGUCAGAAGGUUCAAUAAACAUUCCAGUUUCAGAAAAAAAUGAAUUUUCUUGCAAUUAUUGCAUGGAUAUUGUCUGUGUGACUAUUCCAAUCUAAGAGAGGUGGGGGGACUUGGCCACUCACUUCAUUUUUAUGAAACCAAUGUUUAAUAUAAGCAUCCACUUUUGAAACAUUGUGUAUGUGUGACAUAAGUUAACCUUCCAAGUCCAUUGUGCACCAUUAGAGUGCAGGUAAAUGUAUACACUGAAAGUGGAGGUUCUUCUUUUUAUUGUAUUGUAUGGAAAGGUAAGAUGUGACAGCAAAUAAUUUUCUCCUAAAGCUUUGCCUUUCAAACCUUAUUUCACUGGGCUUUAGAAAGUCCCACCACAGAUAAAAUACUACAAUUAGUUUGCCUCAAAGGCUUUAUGCUGUGUCCCUUAAUCUACCAUAGCGAGGUAGAGGGAAUGUGAGGAAGAAUAUAAUAUUAAUAAACUAUUCUUAGAAGGGGGAAAAAAAGAGACAUGACCAAGAGAUGUGGGUAAUGCUACAGAUUCUUAAUUUACCCAUCUGCACUAACACAGUUGGGCUGAAAAUGAUGCCAUUGAUCUCAAAUCCCAACCCCCACAUCUGUACAUUUCUGGUCCUAGUUUUCCAAAAUUGUUCAAAACACACUUGAAGCAUCUCAUGGACUUAAGACUGGCUUAAGAGGAAACCGGCCUGUGCUUUAGGGUAUGACUAAGAACUGGUAAGUCUAGUUUAUGACAACAGACAGGACGAGACUGGGCAAACACAUAAAGAACACCACACGAUGUGGACCAGACCAAACACGUAUUACAGUACUUGGACUUUCAAUCACGACCUCUCAUGAUGCUGCUGGCAUAGUAUGAAAAGGAGCAAGCAUUCAAACACACGUAUUGAAAAUAGCAACGCUUUAAUAAAGAGCGAUUUUACAAGACUGCAAUGUCUAGCUAGCUAGGUGAUAAUCGACAUUGACAUCCAUGAUGUUUUACAGAGAUGCAGAUAUGGUAACUGGGUUUGAAGUUUGAUGGGUUACUUGCAAGUUGCAUUUCUGCAUGCGAGGCAGCCUUCAAACAGUUACAGACCCCUACAUUGUAAAACAGUUGAUUUAUGAAUGUCAAUGAGCGUUCAUGUCAAGAGGUAAGUAAAAAAUCUCAUGGAGAAAUUUCCUUAACGUUUUCCAAACACACCGGUAAGUGAGAGUUCACACAAUGGUCAUGCUUUUACCGGGCACACAAGCCAAUAAAAAGACGACACUUAAUCAUGCAAAAAAAAGACAGUUUCUUUGUCUCUAAAAAUAAAAGAACGAAAAAUUUCCUUUGAGUUCUGAUAUCAUCCAUCCGUAGUGACUUUGAAUAAGAAGAAGCUGCGCUUUGAUGAUGACUUUGGUGCAAAAAAUGUUCCUGUUUUGAAGAGGACAGACCCUGUCCUGUCCACUUCCUUGAUGAAGACACUCUUGGUAUAGACCAGUUGUGAUAGUUUAC
Messenger RNA from Pelmatolapia mariae (spotted tilapia), 8338 nucleotides. It is a transcript of the gene rbm14a, whose product is annotated as RNA binding motif protein 14a. Gene Ontology annotation, cellular component: nucleus. The transcript is spliced from 8 exons. Gene Ontology annotation, molecular function: mRNA binding. NCBI's taxonomy places the organism in Eukaryota, Metazoa, Chordata, Actinopteri, Cichliformes, Cichlidae. The coding region runs from base 71 to 1717 and encodes 548 amino acids. The record is from RefSeq and is a predicted model, not a curated record.